Molecule: messenger RNA, 1047 nt
Organism: Epinephelus fuscoguttatus (brown-marbled grouper)
Lineage: Eukaryota; Metazoa; Chordata; Actinopteri; Perciformes; Serranidae
Product: 5-hydroxytryptamine receptor 4
Exons: 2
Coding region: 1-1047 (348 amino acids)
Biological process (GO): adenylate cyclase-activating adrenergic receptor signaling pathway
Cellular component (GO): membrane
Molecular function (GO): trace-amine receptor activity
Source: RefSeq, a predicted model, not a curated record
AUGCAGGAUCCUGCUGAGUAUGCAAACACAUCUCUUCAGAUUGAGCUCCAGUCCUGUGAUACACUGAGGAGCCAGGCCUCUCGUGUUUUCCUGUAUGCCUUCCUCUCCGUUGGCAUCAUCUGCACAGUAGUUGGCAACUUCCUUGUGGUUUUAUCCAUCGCCUACUUUAAGCAGUUGCAGUCACCCACGAAUUCCUUCGUCAUGUCCCUGGCAGUGGCUGACUGUCUCGUUGGCCUGGUGGUGAUGCCAUAUAGUAUGAUUCGGACCAUAGAGGGAUGCUGGUAUUUUGGUGUCCUUUUUUGCAAGCUGCACUCUAGCCUAGAUGUUAUGCUCUGCACCGCCUCCAUAUUCCACCUCAGCUGCAUCGCCUUCGAUCGCUACUACGCUGUCUGCAACCCGCUAGUUUAUUCUUUAAAGAUGUCCCGAAAUCGAGUAGCUCUUCUUAUUGUUGUAUGUUGGGCUGUUCCCAUGCUCAUUUCCUUUGGCCCCAUAAUGCUAGAUCUCCAUAUUGCCGGUGUGGAUAUCCUGCUCCCGGACGAUGUAUGCGUGUUCUUGGUCAAUCGAAUAUACGCUGUCAUGGCUUCCUUGGUUGCCUUUUAUUUGCCGAUGGCUAUCAUGCUAAUAGCCUACUGGAAGAUCUUCAAAGCUGCCAAACGGCAGGCCAGGCAGAUCAGUGCCAUGGAAAGCCAGAUGGCUGCCGGAGUGGGCAAAGACUCAAGCAAGAAAAAGAGACACCGAAACACUAUGAGGAGGGAGAGGAAGGCAGCGAAAAUUCUAGGUAUCAUCAUGGGAGUUUUCCUAAUUUUCUGGAUGCCCUUCUUUACUGUCAACAUUGUGGACCCGUUCAUUGAGUACGGCACAGAGGUGGUUGUCUGGGAUAUAUUUCUGUGGCUGGGAUAUAUCAACUCAUCUCUAAAUCCCUUCUUGUAUGGUUUCUUUAACCGUUCCUUCCGUAGGGCAUUCCUCAUGUUCAUGGGCUGCAGGGUAUGCCUGCCUGGAUCCUCCCCCGGGAUGGAGCUAUCGCACACUCGAAAAGAAGCAAAUUAA